ACGUUAUGAGACUACGGCAGAAUUUCCUUCACCGGUCGUUCAAACAGAUAUCGAAGCCAGCGAGAGCAUCAACGCAAGUCGCGAUGUUAGAAAAGAUAUAAAAGAAACGAACGAGGAGAACAACAAUAACAUCAAAGAAACGAAUCUUACAGAUUCAAUAAAGAUUACGGAACCAAGGGAAGAGAAGAAGGAAAUCGAUCCUGCUGUAGAACCGUUGCCUAAGCAAACAAUGACUGGUGAUGUUUCUACGAGUCAAAAUCAAAGAUUGGUAGAUAUUUUGCGCCAACAGAUAUCAGACGAAGAGACGCCAGACAAUGUCUGGAAAACGUACACACGAAUAUCCGCCAAAGACGCGUUAAAUUUAUUGACACGUACCGACUACAUGGACUUGCUCGUAAUGUUAAAAACUUGUGAAGCUGGCUUUUUUCUCCUAGAUUGUCUAAACAAAAUUCGCGAUGAUCUUCGGUAUACGGAAUUAGAACUGGAGAAUCAAGCGUACAAUCUAAUGCUUCAUCUUUACGGACUAUGUAAAGAAUAUAAGAAAGCAGAAACAGUGUUAACAGAGAUGACACAUAAGGGUAUACCGGCUGAUGUGUACACUUUAACCUCGCUGAUUUCGGCUUAUGUACGAACCGACAGGACGCGUCGCGCAAUACAAAUUUAUCGAGGGAUGCAAAAGGGAUCAGUCAAACCAAAUAUUGUAACUUAUAAUACUGUACUUUUAGCGUAUGUUCGGGAAUCUGAUCUUAAAGGGGCGCAUCUACUAUUGGAAGAAAUGGAUAAGUAUAACGUAAAGCCGGACACUACUACUUAUAAUACGAUCAUACACGGAUAUAUAAAAAAGAAUGAUCUCAUGGGGGCCAACAAGUGUCUUGAAAUGAUGGAAUCAAAAGGGCUGACGCCCGAUAUUUUUACAAUAAACACUUUGAUCGCCGGAUAUUGUAAGUGUGAAAAUAUUGAACCCGCGAUGAGACUUUAUCAUAAAAUCUAUGAGUUGAAUUUAAGGCCCGAUGUAGAUACAUUCAAUACUCUCAUGGCUUGUUAUGCGCGUCUAGGAAGAAAAUCAGAGACUAUUAAACUCUUUGAAGAAUUAAAAUUUUUGGGUAGAAAACCAACUCUUCGAACUUUUAAUGUACUUAUAUAUCUGUACACCAAGAUCAACGAUUACCAAAAAGCACUAGAGACUUUAGAUCUAAUAAAAUCAUUGGGCUUUAAGCCUGACGUGAUAACAUACAAUACGUUUAUUGCUGGAUAUGUUAAGAAAAAAAAUCUUGUUGAAGCAAUAAAGUGGUACGAAACAUUGAAAUCUGAAGAACUUUUACCAAAUGUGGGAGUAUUUAAUACACUUCUUCGAGGUUACCUUUGGGAAUACGGCAUCAUGUCGGCCGGUAAAAUAUUUGAAGAAAUGCAAAAGUAUAACGUUGAACCCGAUAGUAUCACAUAUAACACAUUAAUGCAAUAUAUAAGGUUUCAUGGUAAUUCAGAUGCAUUCGGACAAGCGAUUUAUCAAUAUGAACAAAUGUUAAACAAUAGCGUACGUCCAUCUGGUCGAACUUUUAGUAUCAUGUUAACUUUAGCAACUGAGAAUGCUCUUAGCCUAAGUUAUCCCAUCUAUAGAUCCACACCGACUGAUGUGCAGGAUCGUGAGAUAGAUUCCAUUCUUCGCGAGAUGAAGCUCAUGGGAAUCAAGAUGGAUAUUGCGACUUUUGCUAUCAUGAUCAGAUAUUAUAUUAGGCGUGGAGACAUGGAAAGUGCUACAGAAUUAUUUCAGAAGAUGAUUGCUAAAGAGAUACAUCCCAACAAAUUUGUUUACUCUAUUUUGAUCGAUGGUUACAUAAAACAACGGAAGAUGGAUAUGGCUGAACGGGUCGUUGAAAAGAUGAGAAAAUUGGGAAUUGCUAAAGACUUGAAAAUAUACACUUCUUUGAUCAAUGGUUAUAUUUCCGUCGAGGAAUAUGGCGAAGCUGUAAGAGAAUUUGCAGAGAUGAAACAUGCAGGUGUGGAACCCGAUAAAAUAACUUACACCUCGUUAAUAGAGAUGUAUGCUAAGAAUCACGAUAUCGAGACAGCUCAAAGUAUCUUCGAUUAUAUGCAAGCAAAGGGAAUCCCAAUUGAUGCUGUCGCUUUCACUGCCCUGAUAAAAGCAUAUGGCAAAGAUAGGAAAGCCGCAAGCACAAUAUAUCAUGAAAUGAUUGCUUCCGGACAUGCACCAGAUCACAUUUUGAUCCAGACAAUGCUCCGUGCGUAUAAAAGCCCAAAUACUGUACAUGAGCCAGCUGUACCGGAAUUAGAAUGCACCACCGAAUCAUAUAACGAAUUACUACGGGAGUUAAUUGCUCGAUCGAAUACAGCAGAAUUUGCAUAUGAAAUCUUCAUCGGAAUGUUAGCGAGCGACAAAACUUCGAUGCUGCAUUCACAGUCAGCCAAUCAAGACAUAAAUUAUUAUAAGGAUAAUUCACUUCCUGCAGUUAACACAGACACGUUUAACAUUAUAUUUGUACAUUUAAUCAAGCUCAAUAAUUGGCCUUGGAUCUGGAAAAUAUGGGAUGCUAUAACGAAAAUGAAAUAUAAUCGAGUUCCUGAAAAUAUUUAUUUGAGCAUUAUAAAGGCACUUGUAAUAAAAGGAGAUGAACUUGAAAAUGUCAUAUUCAUGUGGAAUAUGUUUCUGCAAACCAAUCCAACUGCAUAUUCGUUAAAGCAGAUGAAGAAUUUUAUUGAAAGCAUGGGAAAUGAUUUUGAAAGUUAA
Ambispora leptoticha is the source of this 2746-nucleotide messenger RNA. The record is from the annotation of a GenBank genome assembly. NCBI's taxonomy places the organism in Eukaryota, Fungi, Glomeromycota, Glomeromycetes, Archaeosporales, Ambisporaceae.